Messenger RNA from Triplophysa rosa, 793 nucleotides. RefSeq names its product cilia and flagella associated protein 299 (gene cfap299). NCBI's taxonomy places the organism in Eukaryota, Metazoa, Chordata, Actinopteri, Cypriniformes, Nemacheilidae. The coding region runs from base 153 to 755 and encodes 200 amino acids. The transcript has 7 exons. The record is from RefSeq and is a predicted model, not a curated record.
CAGCGGUGCAAGCUUUCCGAGUGAAAUCGGGGAUGAGUUUCGCACUUAUGAGGACUUUUUGGAUUCUCAGAUUAAACCUUUGGAUCUAUAUUACCUUCAGGUAUAGCAGUUUGCCGGUAGAUGGCGACAUGGUACUUCUGUAAUGAAACAAGAUGCAUUACCUACACCUAAUGGAUCAGGAAGUGGCCCGCCAGCUGGUGGAGCUGGGCCACAAGGGUAGCAGUUUGGAGAGGGAGGAAUUUGAGACAAUGAAAGCAGCUGCCGAGGCCUCCAGGCUUGCUUCGAAGAGCCAACAGAAGAAGCUGGCAAAUGCAGGAAAGGAACUCAAAGAUAACUUCCUGAGAGCCAUGGCAGAGCGGGAGGAGGCAAACCGCAGCGGGGAAAUGACUUCCAUCAUUUUCAUAAGGGACAGAAAUUCUCAUGGACAGGAAAUAUCUGGCUACAUAGACUACUCCCACCGACUAAAAACCGAAGACUUUGAACCAUAUUUCAGCGGAAAGAAAAGACUUUUGCCAAGACCAACUGACUUGAGCUUCUACAACUGGAAAACUCGGGUGGCUAAAUAUAAUACCAGUUUAAACUAUGAGGUGAUCACAGAGAAUCAAAGUGGCUUGCUGUUUGAAAACAAAGAAGACAGAAAAAUAUUGAAUGUUGACCCGGAGGCAUCACCUGGUGACAGCUCUGUCCGAAUUCCUGUCCAGUCUGACCUAUAUGUACAUGUUGUCUUUUAUGACCACAUCCCCAGAAAACCCUGAAGCAGUUCCUGUUCACCACUCUACAAUUAAAUAUGUAU